CUCAACAAUAAAACAACAAAAAAAACACAAACAUAAACAUAAAAAAUAAAACAAAAUACAAAAACUAUUUAGGAGGAUCUGAACACCAGUAUUUGGCAAAAUGGUUAAGAUGGUUAAGGGGGCUGCUUCUACUAAGGAUGCCGUGGGUCUGAUAAGCGAAUCGGAAAUGUUGGAACGGCAAAGAAAUUACACUGUUCGACUGCACGACAUUGGUGUCGCCUGUUCGACAUUCAAGAAUUCACUCGCUCAGUUUCGAGAUCUGGAGGAAGAACGGACUAAUCAAGCCCGUUGGGAUCAGUUUACCCGGUGUGAUGGCCUGCCAAAGGUCCGAUCCCCAGUCGAGAUCAGAACAUUUUUGGCCAAGAUUCGUCACUUUGAAGAGAUCGAAACUAACAGCUCCAUUGACUGGACUCUGGGAGUGGACGAGCGUAGUAUUCUGACACAGAAUAUUUACCACAAGGACCUAACACGAGCAACGUUGCAAAAAACGUCUAGCGAUAAUCCUGGUUCUUAUUUUGAGACCAACUUAAAGAAUUGCCUAGAAGUAUUGCAACAGGUGGAUGUUUUGAUGGACAACGAGGUGGAAAUGGAGCGCAUACGUUUGAAAGUACAGAUUGAUCUAAUGGAGGUUUACAGAGACGUCCAACGGGAGAUAGAAAGUCUCUUCGACCGUCUUACAUAUCGGCUAUUGCGAAUGCAAAAGGUCUACAUGGAAUCUGCUAAUGGAAUAGUGGCUAGGUGGAGCCACUCAUGUGACUCAUGGCGCAUGGAUCUUUGGGGUCUUUACAAUGUGCCCAUAAUCUUUAAGCAACUGGAAGUUCCAUUGAUGAUGGCCGACUUUAAAGCCACGGAAGUUACGGUCCAGUUACCAUUAAGUGUCCUGUGGGAUUGCGUCACCCUACGCUGUGUCCACACCAGUUUUGACCAUCGUUCGGAGGACGCGAAGAGCUACGAAACACCGACAGUCGACGCCAGUGUUGUUCCCAUUUCUGGAAUAACUGAAAUGGAAGAGUCGGUGGUUGGUGAGUGGUUGAUGCAGCAUGACAUACAGGAGGAGACUUUGGAAAGCAUGAACAAAAAACGAGAGGAGUACGAAGAACUAAUGCAGCUCAUUGCCGAGCGGACCGAACAGGCUGCCAAGGAGGCGAAGUUUGGUAAAGCCGCCGAUGGUGGUAAGCGCCCGAAGAUAGUCAUCCCGAAGACACCGAAGAUGGUGCCCCUCGUACCGCAAGGAAUGUUUCCCGAAAUCUAUAACGAGUUUCUUCAUCGCGAGGAUAAUCAAUACACGAAGUUUCUGGAUAGUUAUUACCAUCCAAAACUUCUAAACCUAUCGUCCGAGGAGAUAAAUCUUAGGGAGUGUAUGAUCAUUGGCGGAGUCUAUAACAUUACAUUUGUUCGGCGACCUGACCAAACGCAAUUCGAGAAGUUCAAUAUUAUUUUGCACGAGGAUGGACGCGUUCUGCAUAUUGUAGCUGAUGUGGUGGCUCGAGUUGAAGGCAACUUUCGAAGCUCCCAUGUUUCCGACUUCACCAGAAUGACCUUAGCUAGUAGCCAGUUCAGGCUGGACGAUAAUGAGCUGCCAUUCUUCGUUGUUACCGUGAAGUUGCCCCCAGAUCUCUGCAGGUGGGGCAAACCCGAGGUGUGUCAUUAUUUGAGAGAAGUGGAGGCACCUCCACGGACACCGGAUAGGAGUACCCUCGUUGCGGUUAAUGUUGUCGAUCCCCAACGGAUAUCAUCUCAAUUAAACCAAAGAGAAGACAGCGCCAACCGAUCAACAUUCGGCAAUCAGUUUUAUCCCACUCUCAGAUCAAUCCUAAAGCAAAGUAUUACCUAUGCACAUAACCUUGAAAUAGGGUCUCCUAUCCAGGAUUUUCAUUUGAACAAGGCUUUAAAUAAGAUUGAAAUUAUGAAGUUAAAAAAAAUAUGCCUGCCUCGCAUAAUUUCCUCUUUUAAGCUACCAAGUGAAUUUACUGAAGACAAUCUAACAUCAGAAGCCCAAAAGUCAAGGCCGAAUCGCUUAUUGAAAAGGACAGAAACCGAGUUGGCUGUGGAGACUAAACUUGCACCAUCGGAAGACUUUGAUUAUGCAUCGCAACAACGGCCCGAAAGGAUGUUUCCCAUUUUUGAAAAGACAGUUCCUGUAGGAUUCAUUCCUGCUGGUAAUUCAUCCACCAUCGAUUUUACUGAUACAACAACAGCAUGUGGAUUAUUUUCCACACUGGAGACCAUCAAAGGAAAGUACUUGCACAAGCCCUUCCAACUGUUAGAACAAAUCGAAGUCGUACCGAAGAAUAAAAGGACAGAGGUAAAAAGUGUAGAGGUCGUAAAAAGUUCUACAAGUCUUAGGGAUAAAGUGUCUACUGCGACUGUAAGCGAUAGAAGGAGUAUUACAGAUGCAAGUGAGAGAAAGAGUGCCAUGGAAGACUUAGCCAAAGGUCAAGACCAUAAGGCAACCAGAAGAAGUGGUUCUGUCAACAGGCGGCGAUCGACGCGUAAGUCUGCCAAGGUAGAAGACCCUUUCAAGUUUCGCUAUGAAGAAAAGGAACCAGCAGUAUUGCUUGAUCACUGGACUAAAGAGCACAUUAUCGAAUCGACGAUUGAUCACGAGACUAACACACUCACCUUUAGAACGACCCGUUUGGGCAUUUUUGGACUGGCCUUCAAACGAUACGAACACUUUCCCUUCCGUGAUUGGUGUCUGCAGCCAAAUGAGAAUAAUCCAGAUGAGAUCAUUCUCAGCUUGGACACAUUCCAUGCUCGAAUGUUUUUCUACAUCACAUCUCAGGGGGUACGUGGCUAUGUGACUGAUCUGACCAAGGGAUAUACGGCUAAGCCAGUUAAGUACCUGGAGAUUGUGGAGCCAAUCUCAGACUUUCGCGUAUUGCGUAAGUUACUCGUGGAAAAGAACUUUAACAUUUUCGCAGAGAACGAUGCCAGCUUUUACAUCACAAAUGGUUACUUCUCCAUCAAGCACGUGGCCACUGAGCUUCACACCUACAAUACCAUGGCCCUGCAAUGCAAAUUGAUGAAAUUCUAUCGAUCCAGCUGGAAUCGACUGGCCACACGACGCGACGUCAUUAUGGACAUGAAGAUAGCGAAAGACAACUCGGACUUCUCAGAGGUCACAAUGCGUAUAACACCCGAGAAGACAACAUUUGUUAAAAUCUCCGAAAUGUGUUCCGAUGAUAUAGAAGUGGUGAAGCUUCGUUACGAGGAAACUUGGCGAAACGUCAAUAACUAUAAUGAUUUCGGUCAGGCCAUUCAAUCGUUGAAUCCCCAUACCCAAGAGGGAUCUAAUAAAGAAGCUAUGCUAUUCGUCUACAUUAAAAGGCUCCUGACUGAGAUUCGUCCCUUAAGUUACUCCUAGGAUCUUCGGCACUUCUGUAUAAAUUUUACAAUGAUUCAUAUUCUCGAACUAAAGUGAUUUUUACAAAAUGACAUUGCUGUCAAUUACAUUUACAAACUGACACUAGUACACACACAAAAAUACACAAA
Molecule: messenger RNA, 3495 nt
Organism: Drosophila subpulchrella
Lineage: Eukaryota; Metazoa; Arthropoda; Insecta; Diptera; Drosophilidae
Exons: 10
Coding region: 101-3367 (1088 amino acids)
Molecular function (GO): beta-tubulin binding; microtubule binding
Source: RefSeq, a predicted model, not a curated record